Messenger RNA from Benincasa hispida (wax gourd), 718 nucleotides. NCBI's taxonomy places the organism in Eukaryota, Viridiplantae, Streptophyta, Magnoliopsida, Cucurbitales, Cucurbitaceae. The record is from RefSeq and is a predicted model, not a curated record.
CCUCUCUUUCACUCUUUUUAACAUAAUUCUUCUUCUUCUUCUUCACCUAAUACUUUAAACUUCCAUUUUUAUUUGCAGCACAGAAAGUUAAUAGAGGAAGAAAAUGUCAAAGAAUCAAUCACAUUUCAUGAAGGUCGAGACACAUGUUCUUAAAGUACACAUGAAUUGUCAAGGUUGCCUGCAGAAAGUAAGAAAACUUCUCAAAAGGAUCGAAGGUGUUUAUAAGGUAAACAUAAAUUCUGAACAACAAAAGGUCACGGUCACAGGCAGUGUGGAUUCAACCAUUUUGAUAAAGAAGCUUCUCAAAUUAGGCAAGCAUGCUGAACUUUGGUCUUCAACUUCCAAACAAGAUGAAGCUGAAGAAGCAAACCUAAGAAAAAACAUAGACAACCAAAUGAAAGAUGCAACAGAACCCUUCUAUAGCCUCCAAAAUCAGUAUAUGCUCCCAAUAUUUGAUAGAGUAUUCAAUAAUCGGUCGCUAUUUGAACGUUACCUCGAUCAAGAAAGUGGCAUGUCAAGCAGUUUCCGAUAUCAUCCAGUCACUACAGCUGCAGCACAGAAGGCAAGAGCUUACUGGGAGAAUGAAAAGCUAGGAAACCAGAUGAUAUCCGUGGCUCAUAAUGUAGGUAUUCAAGGCGAUCAGUUUGACGGUGUUCCAGAUGGCGCAUAUGUUCAAGACUACCGAUUUGGCAUCUUUCCAGAUUUCCCUUAUGCUUGA